UUGGGGCCAUAAAUUUUUUACCCGUUGUCUCAGCAAGAGAAUAAAUUGGUUGCCGUGUUUCCAUGUAUAGUACUGCUGCCUCUCCAUUAUAUUUAUAGUAGUGUACACAUCCUUAACCUUAAGCUAAUGAACAAGGUAGCUCCGAAAAUGAGUUGCAUCAAUUUGGCAUCAGUGAUGGCCUUGUUGUUAUGCUUGGUGGGUUUAAGUCACACAAAAUGUGAUUUUGAGGCAAUCUUCAACUUCGGGGAUUCAAACUCAGACACUGGUGGUUUCUAUGCUGCUUUUCCCGCAGAGUCUGCUCCUUUUGGAGUUACUUUCUUCAAAAAACCAGCUGGCCGGGCUUCCGAUGGCAGACUCAUGAUUGAUUUUCUUGCUCAAGCUCUUGGAUUGCCAUUUUUGAGUCCCUAUCUGCAAUCAAUAGGAUCAAACUUCAGACAUGGGGCCAACUAUGCAACAUUGGCAUCCACUGUGCUUAUUCCUAACACUUCUUUGUUUGUCAGUGGAAUCAGCCCUUUCUCUCUUGCUAUCCAGCUCAACCAAAUGAAGCAAUUUAAAACCAGAGUCCUUGAAUUUCAUCAACAAGAAGCCAAGCUUCCUUCACCGGAUAUAUUCGGAAAAUCGCUUUACACAUUCUACAUUGGCCAAAAUGACUUCACUUCCAACUUAGGUGCCAUUGGUGUAGGUGGAGUGAAGCAGAGCCUUCCUCAAGUUGUUUCAGAAAUAGGUGCCACAAUUAAGGAACUAUACCAUGAUGUUGGAGGACGUACAUUUAUGGUGCUCAAUCUUGCACCAGUGGGAUGCUACCCUUCAUUCUUGGUGGAGCUUCAACAUAAUAGUUCAGACAUUGAUGAAUUUGGAUGUAUGGUUUCCUUAAACAAGGCCGUUGUGGACUAUAACAAGAUGUUGAAAGAGACAUUGAGAGAGACUAGAGAGACUCUUUCUGAUGCUAAUGUCAUUUAUGUCGAUGUACACACUGUUCUGUUAGAGCUCUUUCAGCAUCCAACUUCUCAUGGGCUGAAGUAUGGUACGAAAGCAUGUUGCGGAUAUGGAGGGGGAAAGUACAAUUUCGAUCCAAAAGCUUACUGUGGCAAUUCCAAAACAAAAGCAUGUGAUGAUCCUUACAACUACGUAAGCUGGGAUGGAAUCCAUGCAACAGAAGCUGCAAACAAGCUUGUUACCUAUGCCAUUCUCAAUGGUUCCUAUUCUCAUCCCAACUUCCCUCUUCAGGAACAUUGUCAUCUUCAACCUAUAGGUUGAUGCACUUUCCGAAUUAAAGGCUAAACUAGCUAGGAAUAAUGUUACACAUAAUAUUUACAAUAUUUCUGAUCUAUGAGGUUAACUAAAGCCAAAGUUUGCUGUUA
This is a messenger RNA of Arachis duranensis, 1361 nucleotides long. Its product is annotated as GDSL esterase/lipase At4g01130. Gene Ontology annotation, molecular function: hydrolase activity, acting on ester bonds. Lineage: Eukaryota; Viridiplantae; Streptophyta; Magnoliopsida; Fabales; Fabaceae. The transcript is spliced from 5 exons. Bases 127 to 1257 code for a protein of 376 amino acids. The record is from RefSeq and is a predicted model, not a curated record.